GAACCGAAAGAGCAAGCAACACCUUCAUUACAUUACCCAUGCCCGUCAAUGCUUCGCUCAAACCUCCCACCACCCCUGUCCUGGUGCUGCUGGGCCACCUUGCACCUUGCUGUAUUCCACUUGCUCCUCCUCUUGCUCCUCCCGUUCCUGUCCCUGUUCCCAUUCCCAUUCCCAUUCCUAUUCCUUCCCUGCUCCGUCCGCCCUUUAUCCUCUGUUCCUGGCUGACAACAAAUCUCUCAGCUCUCCACCGUGGAGGUCGUCUUGGGCCUUGUCUUCCCCAACCUUUGCCCUUCUUCCAUCUCCAAAACAACCAGCCCCCAUAUCAGCGUCCGAUCCAGUCAAUCAUUUUUCCUCGCUCAUAAUCGUCUAAUCUUGCAGUCCUAACUGGAAGCUUGCGUUUUGUUCGGGUG
Messenger RNA from Sodiomyces alkalinus F11, 410 nucleotides. RefSeq lists its product as hypothetical. The record is from RefSeq and is a predicted model, not a curated record. The transcript has a single exon. Lineage: Eukaryota; Fungi; Ascomycota; Sordariomycetes; Glomerellales; Plectosphaerellaceae. The coding region runs from base 39 to 362 and encodes 107 amino acids.